AUGUCCGAUUAUAUUGAUUACAAUUUUGAACUCUACACAUCUGUAGAAGUUCAAAAAUGUAAUAAAAUUAAGUAUCAGGGCACAUGCCCCCCGGGGCAUAGGCCCCGCGUGUCCAAUUUGGAUUUUGCGGGCGGGGCAUGGUCGGUCUAUGCCGUACGCAACUCCCAUUUUAGAGAUAGUUGUGGGGUAUCCGUUGCAGAUACCCAACAUCUGCUGAGAGAUACCUGCCAGGGGCCAGUACCUGAAGCCCCACCACCACAAGAAAUUAGUCAGACAAGGAAAACAUUGGAUAUCAGGUCACCAGAUGAGGAAAAAGGUGUAGUUCUGGACACACAGAAGUUAAAUCUAGAUUUUGAUGGAUCAAAAGAACCAACAUAUGCUAGGACAACCCAACCUCACAACCGGCACAGCAAUGAGCUGAUUGCCAAGUCAACAAUGAACAUGCUCAAGGCCCAAAAAACAGUCAAGGAGGUUGCUGGCUCUCCUUCAACACCCACUUGGCUAGACAUCCCAUCCACACCCACUUGGCCAGAGGGCCCAUCCACACCCACUAGGCCAGACGGACCAUCCAAUCAUCCCAAAACACCAUCCGUGUCCUGGCCAUCAACGGUGUGGUAA
Puccinia graminis f. sp. tritici CRL 75-36-700-3 is the source of this 618-nucleotide messenger RNA. RefSeq lists its product as uncharacterized. The record is from RefSeq and is a predicted model, not a curated record. The coding region runs from base 1 to 618 and encodes 205 amino acids. Lineage: Eukaryota; Fungi; Basidiomycota; Pucciniomycetes; Pucciniales; Pucciniaceae. The transcript is spliced from 5 exons.